This is a messenger RNA of Brachypodium distachyon (stiff brome), 1482 nucleotides long. RefSeq names its product protein BTR1. The transcript has 8 exons. Gene Ontology annotation, cellular component: cytoplasm; cytosol. The coding region runs from base 213 to 1211 and encodes 332 amino acids. The record is from RefSeq and is a predicted model, not a curated record. NCBI's taxonomy places the organism in Eukaryota, Viridiplantae, Streptophyta, Magnoliopsida, Poales, Poaceae. Gene Ontology annotation, molecular function: mRNA binding. Gene Ontology annotation, biological process: regulation of gene expression.
UCAUUGGUCGAAAUAUGUGUGUGCCUUCUUUGUGAGAAAGAAAAGGUACCUGACCGGAGGGUGGGGCCUUCUUUCUUUUCUGUAACAACAACAAAAAAAAAGAAUAAGAAGAAGAGUCUGGAUCAUGUGUUGCUGAGCAGCGGGGUCCAGCCGGCGGGAGUGAAAGAAAAAAAAGGCAAAAAGAAGGGAGGGCAGGUCGCUCAGGCUCAGGCAUGGCAGUGUACCUUCUCCCUUCCUGGCUUGCCACUGCUCCUCCUCCUCCUCCUCCUCUCCUCAUGGAUUCCCCUUCCACCACCGCCUCCGACGACGAAGACCACCACCACCACCACCAAGGCUCAGAUGGCGGCAAGAAGAAGCACGUCAUGUUCCUGGUCUCUCACAUGGAGGCCGGAUGCAUCAUCGGGAAGGCUGGAUCCAUCGUCAAGUCCAUGGAAUCCCAAUCGGGGGCUCGGAUCAACAUCUCACGUCAUGACCAGCUCUUUCCUGGAACGACCAGCAGAGUCGUCCUUGUCUCUGGCCUCUUCAAUCAACUCAUGGAUGCCAUGGAGCUCAUUCUCGAAAGGCUUGUCUAUCAGGGUGACCAAGUCAUUGACUCAAAAGCUACAAUUGCACUUGUGGUUCCUAGCGUCUGUUGUGGUGCGCUGAUUGGCAAAGGAGGAGCAACACUCAAGGCAAUAACUCAAAAGGCAAGUGCUGGAAUUAAGAUUUCACCCCAGGACAACUCUUAUGGUUUGCAUGAUAGACUGGUUACAAUCACAGGAUCCUUGGACAAUCAGCUUCGUGCAAUAUUUUUGAUACUAUCCAAGUUGCUGGAGGACGUUCUCUACUCAAUUCCAAUUGCACGCAUUGUUUUUUCACGUUAUCCUGCUUCACCUGUUGAGUAUGAGAAUGUUGGGUCGGAUGAACAUGUUGGAAGAUACCAAAACAAGCCAAAUACACCCGUGAGGUCACCUGAUAAGAAUGAUGGCCAAGAGUAUCUCACUAUUGCUAUUGCUGAUGAGCAUAUAGGCGCUGUUAUUGGUCGUGCUGGGAGGAGCAUAAACGAGAUCACUCAGGUUAGCGGUGCAUGUAUCAGGAUUUCAGCCAAGGGUGAUUUCAUAGCGGAUACUUGUGACAGGGAAGUGGUGAUCAGUGGGACCCCAGAAGCGAUUCAGGCUGCAGAGGCAAUGAUCAUGCACAGGGUUUCAGCCGCCGGUCGCCUGAGUGGAUAGGCAAACAAGUUUGAUGAACAAGAGGUCUCAAGUGGAGUGCAGCAUUAAUAUACUCGUCUCUCUAGACAAGACAAAGUUUUACCCCUCCCUUAAGUUGCUGUGAUUAAUUAGGACGGUAAUUAGCACAUGCACGACGGAGCACUCACUCGUCGCUAGUUUUUUGUUGGGUCAAAUGUUGCGUUUGUUUGACCAAUUGUUUCCAUUUGUACUACUGUAGUAUCUUAUAUGUUUGCCGGGAGGAAAGAAGGAUGAUUUAGGAUUGAACCCAAAA